Molecule: messenger RNA, 1352 nt
Organism: Ictidomys tridecemlineatus (thirteen-lined ground squirrel)
Lineage: Eukaryota; Metazoa; Chordata; Mammalia; Rodentia; Sciuridae
Source: RefSeq, a predicted model, not a curated record
AUGUGUGGCAGGUUCCUGAGGCAGCUGUUGGCUGAGGAGAGCCAGCAUUCCACCCCUGUGGGACGCCUCCUGCUUCCUGUUCUUCUGGGAGUCCGUCUUGUGCUGCUGGCUGCCAGUGGGCCUGGGAUCUAUGGUGAUGAUCAGAGAGAAUUUGUGUGUCACACUCAGCAACCAGGCUGCAAGGUGGCCUGCUACGAUGCCUUCCACCCACUCUCUCCGCUGCGCUUCUGGGCCUUCCAAGUCAUCUUGUUGGCUGUGCCCAGUGUCCUCUAUCUAGGCUUCACCCUUUAUCAUGUGAUUGAGCACUUGGAAGAAUCAGAAAAGGUGAUGAAGAAGGAAGAGAUCCUGACCCACAAAGGGGACAGCAGCAGAAGGGUCUCUGCGGCUAGAAACCUCAAGCUUCUCUGGGUCUAUGUGGCACAGCUGGGUGCUCGGCUGGUUCUUGAAGCGGCAUCCCUGGGGGGGCAGUAUCUUUUGUAUGGGUUCAACAUUCCCAGCUCCAUUUCAUGUCGCCAAGAGCCUUGCAUUGGCAGUGUAACCUGUAAUCUGUCCCGCCCCUCUGAGAAGACCAUCUUCCUAAAGACCAUGUUUGGGUUCACUGGCCUCUGUCUCUUGGUUACUCUUUUGGAGCUGGUGCUUCUGGGUUUGGGGAGAUGGUGGAUGAUCCUGAAGCACAAAUCUUCCUCCUCAACUUCAGAGAGUACUACAAGACACAAGGAACCAACUGGCAACUUCCCAGUGGUGGAAACAAAAGAGCAGUUUCUAGAAGCAGGUGAGAAGGACCCUAAAGACCCUCUCACUUCCUGUCCCUGAUGUCUCCAUCUACCUGGGGGCAAAUCCUUCACCCUUCUGGGAAGUACAACUUCCAUAUGUUCCAAGUAGAUAACCAGUUUUCAGGCAGAUGAGUUAUGACCACUGCCCCCAAGUCCAUCCCCCAGUGCCCAUCCCCAUCAAUUGGACAAUUCUGCCCAUGGACCAGGAUGCGAGUACCAGUCCCUUCUACUGCCUGCCCUUCAAUUUUCCUACUUAGGAAAUGUCUCAGCUUCUGCUCGAUCUCUACUUUAUAAAGUUAUAAAGGCACUUGGCUUGCCUGAAGGAAACCCUAUGAUUGGAUCUUCUUUGAAGCAUUCAGUUAGUGGGGAUUCACAUCCAUGACAAGUUAGAGGCUCUCGAAGGAUAUCAAAGGACCACAUUGGCCCAGGCUAUUGAAAACAUUACUUUAAAGAAUUCCUGACUCUGUCUUCUUCCCACAAUUACCUGGUGUCAGCAUCACAAUUUUCCUGGGUUUGGUUCCAACAUCAGCCAGAAAAAGCUUCCUUAAACCACAGACUUCUCUUGCCAUCCUCAAUAAA